GGCGAUGAAUGUUUUUAUUAUGAAGUAAUAUUUGCACCUCGAUUUUAAAAAAUUUUUAAUAUAAUUAUUAUUUCAUGAAACAUGUCUGAAGGAGCAAAAAUUAUACUUGUAACUGGUGGAACAGGACUAGUUGGUAGAGCUAUCCAAAAUAUUAUUGAAACGAAUAAAAAUGAAAAUGAGAAAUGGAUAUUUGUGGGAUCUAAAGAUGCAGAUCUAUGUAACAAACAAAGUACAGAGAAAUUGUUUGAAACACAUAAGCCCACGCAUGUUAUUCACUUAGCUGCUAUGGUUGGUGGUUUAUUCCACAAUAUGACACACAAUUUGGACUUUUUGCGCAGGAAUAUUCAUAUGAAUGAUAAUGUAUUACAAACUGCCCAUGAAAAUGGUGUUGUUAAAGUCAUAUCAUGUUUGUCAACUUGUAUAUUUCCAGACAAAACAACAUAUCCUAUUAAUGAAUUCAUGAUUCAUAAUGGCCCACCUCACCCAUCUAAUUAUGGUUAUAGUUAUGCCAAACGUCUUAUAGAUAUCCAAAAUAGAGGUUAUUAUGACCAAUAUGGUAGAGUUUAUACUAGCAUUAUUCCAUGUAAUGUGUUUGGUCCUAAUGAUAAUUUUAAUCCCAGUGCCAGUCAUGUUAUACCAGGUUUAAUGCGCAGACUCUAUGAUUUAAUAAAGGAUGGAAAUACAGAAGAUAAAGUAUUUACCAUAUUAGGUUCUGGAAAGCCACUAAGACAAUUUAUUUAUAGUUUAGAUUUAGCCAAGUUAAUAAUAUGGGUAUUGAGAGAAUAUAAUUCUGUGGAACCAAUUAUAUUAUCAGUCGAUGAAUCUCAAGAAGUUACAAUUUCUCAAGUAGCUGAGGCAAUAGCACAAGCUUUUAAUUUUAAAGGGAAGUUGAUAUAUGAUCUAUCUGCAGCUGAUGGACAAUAUAAGAAAACGGCAAGUAAUGCAAAACUACGAAAAUAUUUACCAGACUUUCAAUUCACGCCAUUUAAUCAAGCUGUUAAAGAUACCGUUGACUGGUACAUACAGAAUUAUGAUCAAGCAAGGAACUAA
Eufriesea mexicana is the source of this 1050-nucleotide messenger RNA. RefSeq names its product GDP-L-fucose synthase-like protein (gene Gmer). The coding region runs from base 82 to 1050 and encodes 322 amino acids. Gene Ontology annotation, molecular function: GDP-L-fucose synthase activity. The record is from RefSeq and is a predicted model, not a curated record. Gene Ontology annotation, biological process: nucleotide-sugar biosynthetic process. The transcript has 7 exons. Lineage: Eukaryota; Metazoa; Arthropoda; Insecta; Hymenoptera; Apidae.